Alternaria novae-zelandiae is the source of this 642-nucleotide messenger RNA. RefSeq lists its product as uncharacterized. The record is from RefSeq and is a predicted model, not a curated record. NCBI's taxonomy places the organism in Eukaryota, Fungi, Ascomycota, Dothideomycetes, Pleosporales, Pleosporaceae. The transcript is spliced from 2 exons. The coding region runs from base 1 to 642 and encodes 213 amino acids.
AUGUUGCUAGCGCGUAUCGGUGGCGAUGCUGACUUUUCGAAGGGUUACAAACUGCACUCAGAUGUAACAACGCUGACACGCCCUUACACCUUCCUCGUAGCCGUUACACCGAAAUCAUCGACCAUCAUGAGAUACGGGGCGCCUUCAAGCCCCAGCAUACAGCUGCAUACACAGCUCACUCCUGCUCAAAUUCAACUCAUCCAGUCCCACGAGGACUUCGGCGAAGUACGCAUCCCAGUCAGCGAGCUUGAUCUCGCAAACUUCCUUCGCAGCCAGAUCGAACUCCUGGCUUCAUCGCAAGACGCACCGACGGUAUCGAAGCUGAUCGCCCGAUUACUAGAUGCAAAUGUUGGCGAUGAUGACCAUGGUAGCGGUAAUGGUGGCCACAGCGUUGUAGCCCAUAUCCUAAGCUUCACAGUUCUCGGUGAUCAAAGUGGGGAGCUGGUUCCAGAGGGCCGCAUGUUACUGUGGAAGUGGGAUAAACCUCAAAGCCAGUACCGGAAGACAGGCUCCUGGGGCCAUAGUUUGACAAAAGUCCUGGUCGAUGCCGAGUGGAACACUGGUAAAGAUGUCACGCUAUACGUGAAGGCUGUUGAAGAGGAAGAGUAUGAGAGGGUGUUGAAAGGCGAGACGAAGACAUAA